Molecule: messenger RNA, 1536 nt
Organism: Plasmodium cynomolgi strain B
Lineage: Eukaryota; Apicomplexa; Aconoidasida; Haemosporida; Plasmodiidae
Product: glutamate dehydrogenase
Exons: 3
Coding region: 1-1536 (511 amino acids)
Cellular component (GO): cytosol
Molecular function (GO): L-glutamate dehydrogenase (NADP+) activity
Source: RefSeq, a predicted model, not a curated record
AUGAUUUUAUCCCUCUCAACUGUGGCCCUUUUCGCCAUAAUUUCCGGCGCCCGCGGGCUUUCGAAGACCAACCACCUCAAGCAUGUCGCGCCAGGCUUUAUCGCCACGGAGGUUGCUAAAGGGGCACACGCCCAUGGCAGAGGGCGCGCCAAGGUGCGCAGCAGCGCGCAGAGCUACGGGUACAACGCGAGCGGCUCGCUAGACGACAAAAUGGACCUCCUGCGCGAGAGAGUUAAAGCAAGAAACAAAGAAGAACCAGAAUUUCUUCAGGCAUUCGAAGAAGUGCUAGCAUCUCUCAAGCCAUUAUUCAAAAAAAACAGUGUGUACCUUGGCGUCUUAGAAAAUAUUGCUGAACCAGAGAGAGUAAUCCAAUUUAGAGUCCCAUGGAUAGACGAUAAAGGAGAGCAUAGAAUAAAUCGAGGAUUUAGAAUCCAAUACAGCUCAGUCCUAGGUCCAUACAAAGGAGGACUCCGUUUCCAUCCCACUGUCAAUUUAAGCAUAAUGAAAUUUUUAGGUUUUGAACAAGUAUUUAAAAAUAGCUUAACGACACUACCUAUGGGUGGUGGCAAAGGUGGUUCUGAUUUUGAUCCAAAAGGGAAGUCCCCAAAUGAGAUACUCUCCUUUUGCAGAUCCUUUAUGACCAACCUGUUUAGGUAUAUUGGUCCGAAUACAGAUGUACCUGCAGGUGAUAUAGGAGUAGGAGGGAGAGAAAUAGGGUACCUUUUUGGACAGUACAAAAAGCUAAGUAAUGCUUUUGAAGGAGUUUUAACAGGGAAGAAUAUAAAAUGGGGUGGAAGUAAUAUCAGGUCGGAAGCUACUGGAUAUGGAGCAGUCUACUUUGCAGAAAAUGCACUAGCCAAAGUUAAUGAGAAUUUGAAAGAUAAACGGUGUGUUGUUAGUGGUAGUGGAAACGUUGCACAGUACUUAGUUGACAAGCUUCUACAAAAAGGAGCGAUCGUUUUAACAAUGAGUGACAGCGAUGGGUACAUCCUUGAACCAAAUGGAUUCACCAAAGAACAGCUAGCUUACGUGAUGGAAUUAAAAAAUAUCAAAAGGGGAAGACUUAGGGAAUAUGCAAACUGGUCCUCUACUUGCAAAUAUGUUGAGAAAGGGAAACCCUGGGAGGUCCCAUGCGACCUUGCCUUCCCUUGUGCAACUCAGAAUGAGAUUAAUCAAAAUGAUGCUGACCUGUUAAUAAAAAAUCAAUGCAAAAUGGUUGUGGAGGGGGCAAAUAUGCCAACUCAUAUUGAGGCCAUGCGUUUAUUCAAGCAAAGCGGAGUUGUUAUUUGUCCCUCCAAGGCAGCCAAUGCUGGGGGGGUGGCUGUCAGCGGACUUGAAAUGAGCCAGAACUCGAUGCGGUUGCAGUGGACCGCGGAGGAGACGGACCGGAAGCUGCAAGCCAUCAUGAGGAACAUCUACGAGCAGUGCGACGGCGCGUCUAGGCUUUACCUCGGCGAGUCUGACCUCGUCGCGGGCGCCAACAUCGCGGGCUUCCUCAAGGUUGCCGAAUCCUUUCUGGAGCAGGGCGGCCUGUGA